CAGGAAGAGAGCAGCUCUUUUUACUAAGGGCAAACAUGCCUGAUAAUUGCUGCUUAGGCGAUCACCAGCCCUUUACACUAGAACCAUCUCAUGCGGAAGUAAGACUGAACAUUUGCAGACCGGUGGCUCCUGUUCCUGUGUCCCCCCUUAAGAUUUUCUACUCAUUAGUGAAGCCUGCAAGAACAACCAUUUGAUUUGGCAGCAUGAAGCCUGUUAUUGUGGUUCAUGGUGGAGCUGGCCGCAUCUUUAAAGAUCGGGAAGAAGGAGCUCGUUCAGGUGUUACCAGAGCAGCAAUGAAAGGUUACAGUAUCCUUAAACAAGGAGGCAAUGCAUUAGAUGCAGUUGAAGAAGCAGUGACAUCAAUGGAAGAUGAUCCACAUUUUAAUGCAGGCUGUGGAUCUGUUUUAAAUGAGAAGGGUGAAGUAGAAAUGGAUGCCAUUAUCAUGGAUGGAAAAAGUCUAGCCUCAGGAGCAGUAUCUGCAGUUAAAUGUGUAGCUAACCCAAUAAAGCUUGCUCGUCUUGUCAUGGAAAAGACAGAGCACAUGUUGCUGACUGACCGUGGGGCAAACCUUUUUGCCAAAGCCAUGGGUGUUCCUGAGAUUCCAGGGGAGAAACUUAUAACGGAAAGAUCCAGAGAGAGAUGGAGCAAGAACCUUGAGCCAGAUUCUAACCCUCAGGAGUUUAAAAAAGACCCUGGAACAGUUGGUGCCGUUGCUAUAGACAAUGAAGGAAACGUAGCUUGUGCAACAUCCACUGGGGGACUCACUAAUAAACUGGUUGGCCGAGUCGGGGAUUCAGCGUGCAUAGGAAGUGGAGGCUAUGCUGAUAACCAUGUUGGUGCCAUCUCUACCACAGGACAUGGAGAAAGCAUGAUGAAAGUGGUCCUAGCCCGACUUAUUCUCUAUCACAUGGAACAAGGAAUGUCACCGAUGGAGGCUGCUGACACUGCAUUGAAUUAUAUGAAAACAAGAGUGGGUGGAUUAGGAGGUGUCAUAGUUGUCAGCAAUUCAGGGGACUGGGCAGCAAGGUUCUCCACCAAGCAGAUGUCUUGGGCAACAGUGAAGGAUGACCAGUUGCAGUAUGGCAUUUACACAGGGGAGAUACAUACGAGCUCUGUUGCAGAAGCACUUGAAUCCAAGUAAUUCUGGGGAUGAAGAAAAGUGGAUAGUACGGCAGGACAAAGAUCUCAGUCUUCAUGGGGAGCAGUGAAAAUUGAUGUUAUCUUUCUGAAAAGAUUUACCCUCUAUUAAAUAUUCCCAGAAUUCACCGCAUUUUACAAGCAAACUGAAACUCAGAAGCACUAGGCUUAAAGAUGAUGGAUGUGGAUAUAGUGAUCAAUUAAAUGUCUCUAGAAAGCACCAGGGCUGGUGUCCUUUCAAAAACCAGAUGGCGUGUAGAAGAGCAUCCCCUCAUGUCUGGGCCUGGCGCAGCUGGCUCUCUUCUAGCACUCUCCGCAGAGACAGUUGCUCAAGCCCUGUAGUGAUCUGCCUCUUCUUGUGACUCAGCCUCUCCAGCCAGGUCCCUUUUAGGGUAGUGAAGUCCAACAGAUAAUCCAAUGUCCUUACAAAAGGUCUUCAGCCCCGAUUCUGGCCUACUGUGGUCCUUAAAGCUGCUUAUCUCAGGGCUGUUAAGUCUCUUUUCACUUAUAUCAGGAGUUUCAUGCCAUCUUCCCUGGUGGCUGGCAGGGGAACCCAGGUCCUCCCACUACACUAGUUUCCAGUCCAAGGACCCUUCAACCAGCAGCUGAAGUCUACCAUGUCAGACUCCUUCUGCUGCCUCUCUGGACUUCUUCCUACCAAGUCUGCCAACAGGCCUCUCUCACAACCUCUCUAAAUUCACCCUCCUUUCAGGGCCAGAUCUUCCCCCUGGAAUCUGCCAGUAAAUCUCAUACCACCAAGUGUACAAUUUAACCCAUCUUCACUUUUCAUCCUUCCUAAGUUUCCCUUACACAGUCCCUCAGUUAACCACCUGCCAGAGCUCUCUUUCUGGAAGUCCAGAUCCUGCCCUUUUAUCAGAGCUCACCAAACUGAAGCCUUUUCAGUCCUAGUGGCUGCACUGUCUCUCACCUGGCCUCUUGCUAGACUUCUCUACCCAUAAGAGGGUUCCAAGGACAACAUUCUUCCUAGACUUCCUCCUCGACCCUCAGGGUCUUGCUACUCUUGAAUGCAAAAUUCUUUUCUCUCUCCCUGAAACCACCACCUUCCUUUUUUCUAUCUGCUUCCUGUUUUAUGGUAAAGCAGCCUCAGCCUAUGAGGCUAUGACUGCCACCUACAGCAGUUUUUGCAUAAGCAAAAAUCUAUAUCCUCUCACCCAGUUCUGUAUCCUUAAAAAAAAAAAUCAAACUCUUUUUUUAAUACUAUCCCACUUUCCCAGUACUCACCAAUUCUUUCAGACUAUAUUCUUUCACCUUGGGUGCAUCUCAGUUCUUCAUAAAGAAUUUUUCUUUCUAUGUAACUGCCCCUGUAUUGCCACAGCAGAUGCUUAACUGUUUCUUGGACUUUGCAGGUUUCCAUAACCAAUUUUUGUGCUUGUUUAGUAAAUAUAAAUUACCAUUCAGGUCACAGUGACCUGUUAGCCCUCUAAAUGUAUAGCUACUUCACU
This is a messenger RNA of Gopherus flavomarginatus (Mexican gopher tortoise), 2601 nucleotides long. It is a transcript of the gene ASRGL1, whose product is annotated as asparaginase and isoaspartyl peptidase 1. Gene Ontology annotation, molecular function: asparaginase activity. NCBI's taxonomy places the organism in Eukaryota, Metazoa, Chordata, Testudines, Testudinidae. The record is from RefSeq and is a predicted model, not a curated record. The coding region runs from base 204 to 1142 and encodes 312 amino acids. The transcript is spliced from 7 exons.